Parnassius mnemosyne (clouded apollo) is the source of this 348-nucleotide messenger RNA. The record is from the annotation of a GenBank genome assembly. NCBI's taxonomy places the organism in Eukaryota, Metazoa, Arthropoda, Insecta, Lepidoptera, Papilionidae.
AUGUCAGCAUCACCGAUAGCUAGGCAGGCAACACACAGCCAAGCAAUUCCUUCAAGAAGGGUCCUCAUCACAGAUCCAGCGCAGAUGCCUGAUGUUUACUCCAGUACACCUGGUGGCACAAUUUACUCCACUACUCCCGGAGGUACCAGGAUAGUGUAUGAGAGGUCAUUCAUGAUGUCGCUCCGACAGUCUCCGAUCUCACAAACUCCGCCUAAGUGCAACUUACCAGCAGCACUGCUGAGGAACCCAGGUUCGGUGUCGCAAACACCUACCACUCCUACUCAGAAACCUCGCUCCAAUUCCAUCUCCUUCGAUGAGUCGCAGGAGACCUUUAGCAUGGAUCUCUAA